AUCUUGUGUCAGUUUACUGCUUCAAGUCAACUGAAUUUAGAUUUACAAUUAGAGAGCAAAAUUGAUCUCACAAAUUUUGUUGUAGUGCAUUUUUGCUAGUGUGAAUUCAUGAAUAACUCUUCUCAGCUGGCGAGUUUCUUCUUCCUCAUCUUCAUCAUAGCGUUCAUACACGAAUCAUCCAGCUCAGCGAUCAUCAAUCCAUCUAAGUCCAAGCAAAUUUCAUGGAAACCUAGAGCUUUUGUAUAUGAAGGAUUUCUUACGGAUGAAGAAUGCAAUCACUUGAUAUCACUCGCGAAAUCGGAGUUGAAGAGAUCUGCUGUGGCAGAUAAUGAGUCUGGAAAGAGUAAGCACAGUGAGGUUAGGACCAGCUCUGGAAUGUUCAUUUCCAAAGCUAAGGAUCCUAUUGUCUCAGGGAUAGAGGAUAAGAUAGCAACUUGGACCUUUCUACCCAAAGAAAAUGGAGAAGAAAUACAAGUACUACGAUAUGAGGAGGGGCAGAAAUAUGAGCCGCACUAUGAUUACUUUGUAGACAAUGUUAAUAUUGCUCGAGGUGGACACAGGUUUGCCACUGUACUUAUGUAUCUCACAGAUGUUGAAAAGGGAGGUGAGACUGUCUUCCCAAAAGCAGAGGAAUCUCAUCGACGUAGGUCAAUGGCAGCGGAUGACAGUUUGUCUGAAUGUGCAAAGAAGGGCAUAGCAGUGAAGCCACGGAAAGGAGAUGCCCUGCUUUUCUAUAGUCUCCAUCCAAAUGCCACUCCUGAUCCUAUUAGCCUCCAUGGUGGGUGCCCUGUACUUCAAGGUGAGAAAUGGUCAGCAACAAAGUGGAUUCAUGUGGAUUCCUUUGACAAAACUGUGGGUAUCGAUGGAAAUUGCACCAAUGCUGAUGAGAAUUGUGAGAGAUGGGCUGCUCUUGGCGAAUGCACCAAGAAUCCAGAGUAUAUGUUGGGAAGUGCAGGCCUUCCAGGAUAUUGUAGGAAGAGCUGCAAAGCAUGUUAAAUCAGUAUGCUUCUCUCUCCCACUAAAUUAGUGUCCAGAGUCGAGACAGUGACAGUACUUUGGUUUAGUUGUUUGUAUUGUAUGUUCUCAAUCCAAAACAAGUUUUCUUCAACUUCCUCUUUUCCUUUUCGCCUGCUUGGCUUAUUGACGUUUGUGCAUCACAUUGCAUAUUC
Molecule: messenger RNA, 1169 nt
Organism: Solanum verrucosum
Lineage: Eukaryota; Viridiplantae; Streptophyta; Magnoliopsida; Solanales; Solanaceae
Product: probable prolyl 4-hydroxylase 4
Exons: 7
Coding region: 109-996 (295 amino acids)
Biological process (GO): peptidyl-proline hydroxylation to 4-hydroxy-L-proline
Cellular component (GO): endoplasmic reticulum
Molecular function (GO): procollagen-proline 4-dioxygenase activity; iron ion binding; L-ascorbic acid binding
Source: RefSeq, a predicted model, not a curated record